Schizophyllum commune H4-8 is the source of this 1573-nucleotide messenger RNA. Its product is annotated as alpha/beta-hydrolase. NCBI's taxonomy places the organism in Eukaryota, Fungi, Basidiomycota, Agaricomycetes, Agaricales, Schizophyllaceae. The record is from RefSeq and is a predicted model, not a curated record. The transcript has 7 exons. Gene Ontology annotation, biological process: lipid metabolic process. Bases 485 to 1420 code for a protein of 311 amino acids.
GCCUGAUCUUGAUCAUCCAGCUCGCCUGACCACCUCGUCUGCUGCGUCAAUCAUUCGCUGUACCUUCGCUCAUAUGGUCUUCCGAUUCAGGAGAUCCCUAACCAAUCAGAUGCACGUUCCUUUCAUCCUCUGACGGAGGAGGGACCCGCGCAUCCGCCAAGCAUAGCGCGUUCGGGCGAUAGCAAGCUGCCCCCGCGCAUGGAAGCGCGUCCUCCCCAGUCCUCGCCACGCGCGCCCGCAGGCCAGCUGACCAUCCGAGCUGUCCUGCGUCCUUUUGGCGGCGCGGUGACUCGGGCGGAAUGUCUGUUUGUGUGCUUCAUCGGCGGUCCCCAACACAUCAGCAGCCCUGAUGCAGCCCUGAGGACCGACUGUGCUCGCGGCGGCUGACCGAGGUGCCCUCGCGCGUAUAAAUGCGCUGGGGUUCCGUGUGUUCUCCCGCGCUCGCGUCAGCCCUCGAGAGCACAUCGUCGCACUUUGCAGCACUAUGUUCCAGCUGCUGCCUCUGCCCGUCCUGCUCGCGCUCGCGGUGGUCACGCCCGUGUCGGCGGCCCCUUCCCUGGUGCUACCGCGCAAUGUGACGACGCUGGUAGACCGUGCUGUGACCACAUUGUCCGCAGGCGCCAUCGCGUCUUUCGCGCCAUAUACCGAGUUCGCGGCAGCUGCGUACUGCCCGGACGGUAUCGCGAACUGGGAGUGCGGUGAUGCGUGCAGCGCAACGGGCGACUUCCAGCUGUCUGCGCACGGUGGGGACGGUGGGGAUGUCCAAUACUACUACGUCGGAUGGUCGCCCUCCUUGAGCACUAUCAUCGUCGCGCAUCAGGGCACAGACCCCACCCAAUUCGAAUCCGUCCUCACCGACAUCGACUUCCCCCAAGACUCGCUCGACGCCACGCUCUUCCCCGGCGUGCCCUCCGGUGCGCGCGUGCACGGCGGCUUCCGCGACGCGCAUGCUGAUACCGCGACCGCCGUCCUCGCCGCCGUGCGCGCCCUCAUCACUGCGCAGAACACCAACUCGGUGACGGCGGUCGGACACUCGCUGGGUGGCGCCAUCGCGGAGCUUGACGCGGUGUUCUUGAAGCUGAAUAUCCCGGACGCGGAUGUGAAGGCGGUUACCUUUGGCAAGCCGCGGGUGGGGAAUCCUGAGUGGGCGGAGUUUGUGGAUGCGAAGGUGGACGGGUUUACGAGGAUUAACAACAAGAAGGAUCUAGUUCCAAUCCUCCCUGGUCGCGGCCUUGGGUUCUCGCACCCCGAGGGCGAGGUGCACAUCGUCGAGGAUGGAGUUUGGGUCGAGUGCCCAGGAAACGAUGAUGCGGAUGACGAUGAGUGCACUAUCCAGACGGUCCCCAACAUCUUCGAGGGCAACAUUAUCGACCAUCUUGGUCCUUACGCCGGCAUUUACAUCAGCACUAUCUCGUGCUGAAUGUUGGGAAGAGUAUCGCUAUGAAGAGAUGCUAUGCCUAUGGUGCGAACCUCUCGUGCUUCUCUCUCGGAGAGCAUCAAACAUGUAAUAUGUGUAUAUGAGAAACCAAAAGAGCAUACAGCGGAUAUACCCAUAGAACAUGAAAUUUGGUGG